This is a messenger RNA of Prorocentrum cordatum, 968 nucleotides long. Lineage: Eukaryota; Dinophyceae; Prorocentrales; Prorocentraceae. The record is from the annotation of a GenBank genome assembly.
GGCGGCGCCCUACCCGCCGCACGCAUGGCCCGCCCCCGCGCCGCACGGCUACCCGCCGCACCCCGGGAUGCCGCCUGCUGGGUACGGGUACUACCCGCCGACGGGCCGCAGCCCGAGCCGGAGCAGCAGUAGUCGAAGUCGCCGCGGCCGCGGCGGGCAGCGGGGGGGCCAGAAGCGCAGGCAGGGCAAGGGGGGGGGCAAGGACGGCGGCCCUGCGACCAAGACCGCCCUCUCCAAGCAGAUGACGAAGACCAAGAUGUGCGACUUCCACGCGCAGGGGAAGUGCACACGUGGAGCACAGUGCUCGUUUGCCCACAGCCAGGAGGAGCUCCAAGCAAUGCCCGAUCUUAGAAAGACGCGAAUCUGCCGCGCCUUCACCCAGGGCAAGUGCAACGACGCGAACUGCAAGUUUGCGCACGGCACGGAGGAACUCCGCGAGACGGGGCUGUGCUACAAGACGCAGCUCUGCACCUGGCACGAGAAGGGUAAGUGCGAGAGCGGAAGCAGCUGCCAGUUCGCCCACGGCGUGGAUGAGCUGCGGGCCCACGGGGGAGACCCCGACGCGCCCGACAGCGGCGUCGUGCCCAAGGCGAAGCCGCAGGCCAAGGCCAAGGGCGCCGGGAAGGGCGGCCGGCGGGGGCGCCCGCAGAAGAGGAAAGCCGAGGAAGGCAGCGGCUCUGAAGACGUGGACCAGCGACAGCCCAAGUCUGCCAGGGUGGAGUCUGCGGAGUGCCCGCGGUGCGGCACCACCAUGGCGACCGGCCUGGGCAUCCGGGCCUGCGUGCUCUGCAGGUGCUGAGGCUGCGCCCCAACGCGCACGCCGGCGGGCGACGCCCCGUGCGAGGCAGCCUUCGUUUGCGUGGAUCAUGCUGUCCAGGUGGCGAUCUGACCUUUGCGUGAGGGGCGGGCGCGCGAGAUCUGGUUGUAGAUCGGGGCCGUCCUGGAUGGCGAACGAUGGGCGACGCAGG